AAUAUGACAUCUGUCAAAAGCUAAUGUUAAUUGUAAAUUAACGGCGCGAAACUCGAGUGUAAUUAUACGGUAGUUUAUGAAUUUAACUCAUAAAUUUAUCUUUUUAUUAAAUUAAAUAAAUAUAAGGUAUAUGAAACAGUUUUUUUAUAUUUGCUUGGUAAUAAUUUAUUUCGGUUUCGACCUCUUUAGUGAACCAGCUUUAUUUAUACCUUCGUUAACGGUUACUAAAAAUAGUUUUCGCCGGUUUAUUAAAAAUAAAUAUAGCACACUGCUAGUUCUCUUUAUUAUAUAAAUAUUUUAUAUCGAAACUGUAUUUUUUUAUUUUAAAAAUGUCAGAAUACAGUGAUAACGAUUACAGAAAUAGGUGUAGUGAAAAAACUCUACAAACGAACAGCGACGGUUUUUUCAUGGAUUUUGUGGAAGUUGUUAAACAAAGUGUGGGUCAAACGUGGAUUCAAAAAAAAUUCGGUAAAUUGAAAACUGACAGUGAGAGGAUAAGAACUGUUUAUACCGCCGACGAGACCAAGGAAAUUGUACUAAACAUUCUUUCGAAUGUACAAGAGGUGUAUAGAAAGAAAGAUGCCACUGUGAGUCAGUUAAAAAGACUCGAAGCUGAAACAGCUUUUGAACAAAACGAUUUAAAUAAAUCUUUAAUAUUUUACAGUCAAAGUGUUAUGAGAGCACCUGGAACUGGGCAAUGUAGCUCAUUCGAUUCAGGAUUAUCACUGUCUCUUGCUCUGUGGGGUCGUUGUAAAGUACUAAUGGGGUUGAAACAAUAUUCCUUGGCAUUAAAUGAUGUUCAACUGGCAUUAAAAGAACGUUUACCUAAUGUAUUUAAAGCUGAAGCUUACUGGAAAAUGGGGGUGUGCUAUAAAGCCCUUCGAGAGGAUAAGAAAUCCAAAGUGGCAUUCGAUUUAGCUGAAAAAUUGAUGGAUAAGAAAGAAAAAAUUGAAGAAUUAGAAAAAAGCAGAAAAGAAAAUGUAGAAACGGCAAUGACGAAUAUGGAAAAAGUUCUUCCAAAUGUAGAAGAUAAAAAUAACAAAGAAUUUCCAUGCGCCUCCAAAAAACUGUCUGUAAAAAGUACAGACCAAUUGGGAAGAUUCAUUGUUGCUAACGAAUCAAUUAAAACCGGUGAAACUCUAGUUGUUGAACCGCCUUAUGUGGCUUGUUUACUACCAGAAAUGUUCGGUACGCAUUGCCACAACUGUUUCACUAGGUUACAGGCUCCUGUGGCUUGUCCAGAUUGUUCAAAUGUAGCUUUUUGUAAUACAAUUUGUAGAGAUGAAGCUUUAUCUACUUACCACAAGUACGAAUGUAAAUAUUUAGAUCUACUUAUUGGUUCUGGUAUGAGUGUUCUAUCACAUUCGGCUUUGAGAAUUAUAACUCAACAAAACCUUCAAAAUUGCUUGGAAAUUUAUAAAAAUAAACAAAAAGAAAAGUUUUUUUCUCUGUGUACGAAUAGUAAUAAAAGAAACGGAGAAGAUUUUUUACAACGAACUUUAAUGGCUGCAUUUUUACUAAGGUGUCUGCAGAAAUGCGGAUAUUUCAAUACUCCCGGAAAUAACGUUUUACCUACAGAAGAAGAAUUUUUAAUUGGGGAAUAUUUACUAUUCAACUUACAAAUGUUACAAUUCAACGCACACGAAAUAUUCGAACAAUUAACUACACAAGAUUAUAACCUUAAAAUGUCGAAACUUUCAUACAUAGGUGUUGCUUUAUAUCCCACGGUGGCCUUGUUCAACCAUGAUUGUUAUCCCGCAGUUACGAGAUAUUUUGUUGGAAAGUAUAUUGUAAUAAAAUCAUUAAGACCUCUUGCACCGAACGAAAUUGUAGCUGAAAAUUACGGUCCGAUUUGUAGUAGAAAAGAGUUAAAAGAUCGACAAAGGAUUUUAUCUUCUAGAUAUUGGUUUCAAUGCGAGUGUAAUGCUUGUACGUAUAAUUGGCCACAAAUCGGCAGAGGAAUGGACGAUUUAAGUCAACAAAUUAGAUGUCCUACUGAAAAUUGCUCAAAUAUAUUCACUCUACCGGUUUCAAGUAACCCGUUGAAUUGUCCAAAGUGUAAAAAUUUGGUAAAUUUAGACGAAAGAAUUCGUUUGCUCAAAUAUUGUGAAGAACAGUAUAAAAUUGGUUUCAACUUGAUGCAAUCCCAACAAAUAGACAAAGCCGUUGGAGUAUUUUAUGAAGCAUUGGAUACUUUUCAUAAUGUAUCUUGCCCUCCACAUAAAGAAACACAUUUAGCACAAGAGGCAUUGCAAAUAUGUUUAGCUUCAUACGGAAAUGUGUCAAAUACUUUAAAAGAAAUAAAGUAGUUAACAAAACUA
Messenger RNA from Diorhabda sublineata, 2321 nucleotides. Its product is annotated as SET and MYND domain-containing protein 4-like. The transcript is spliced from 9 exons. The coding region runs from base 330 to 2309 and encodes 659 amino acids. Gene Ontology annotation, molecular function: protein binding. NCBI's taxonomy places the organism in Eukaryota, Metazoa, Arthropoda, Insecta, Coleoptera, Chrysomelidae. The record is from RefSeq and is a predicted model, not a curated record.